Messenger RNA from Aspergillus aculeatus ATCC 16872, 711 nucleotides. RefSeq names its product putative histone h1.3. The transcript is spliced from 3 exons. The record is from RefSeq and is a predicted model, not a curated record. NCBI's taxonomy places the organism in Eukaryota, Fungi, Ascomycota, Eurotiomycetes, Eurotiales, Aspergillaceae. The coding region runs from base 1 to 711 and encodes 236 amino acids.
AUGACAACUAGAGGCGCCCCGAAGCCAGAGGGCUUGUUCGGCUUGACUGUCAGCGAGGCCAGGCUCAUUAUCCUCGGCCAGAUGUACUGUGAUUCAACCGGCAAAGCCGAUUACGAAAAGAUAGCCGUCAAAGGCGGUUACAAAAACGCAGCGUCUGCUAUGACUGUCUACCGCAAUGCGAAACGCCGACUGGCCGAACUCUCAGCUGGUUGCCCCGAAGAUUCUGCUGAUGCUGCCAACAACGCUACCGCAGCGACCCCACUUAAGACUCCUACGAAGCGUAAGAGAGGUAAGGCAGCGGAUGUCACGCCUGAUGAUAUGCUUGCCACCCCCAGUGGUACUGUCGAGGCCGAAGCAGCCGUGACCCCAAAGCCCAAGCGUGUCCGGAAGACCCCGGCCAAAAAGGCAGCCGCUCCCAAAGUCGUUAUUCCGAAGGUCGAGGAAGGUGAUAGCGACGGGGAAGCUAGUAUGCAACUCGAAUCCUCUCCUCUUGCGCAGGCCAGCGCUGAACACGACGAGGGCGGCGAUUUGUACAAACGGAUCAAGGAAGAGCAGUCUACUCUGGCUGACAUCGAGGAGGAAACUUUGGCUGGUAUUCUGAAAGAGCAUAUCACUGCGUCUGACGAGGAGAGAGCCAUGGCCGAGAUUGAUGUGGCAGCCGAGAUGGAGGCGAUGGAAUCAGUCACGAUCCCAGUAAAGACCGAGGAAUGA